Messenger RNA from Triticum urartu, 557 nucleotides. Lineage: Eukaryota; Viridiplantae; Streptophyta; Magnoliopsida; Poales; Poaceae. The record is from RefSeq and is a predicted model, not a curated record.
ACGCGCCGGAUCAACAACACCCGACAAAAUCGACUUUCAAGUUCGGCCCGAACCCAAGAGUCCCGGAGCUCUGAAGAUGGCUUCCAAGAUCGCCGCCACGGCGGCGAAGGUGCCAGCGAAGGCGAAGGGGCAGUGCAUCUGCUCGCCCACCGACCAUCCUGGCUCCUUCCGGUGCCGCCUCCACCGCGCCAGCGGUAUGCCCAGGUCGGUCUCGUGCCAGCAGUUCGGCGACCCCCACACGGCGAGCUCCCCGCUGCUCUGCUCCGGCCACAUGCCGAGGUCGGCAUCGCAGCAGCAGUUCACGACUCCUUCCGGCUCCGGCAUUUUGAGAUCGGCGUCCCAGCAGCAGCUCCCGCGCACCGCAGGUGUGCCAAGAUCGGCAUCGUGGCAAGAUUUUGCUCAGAAGAACUGAUCAAACCUCCUGAACCAGGCUGUUCUUUUUUCAUAGCUUAAGUUCAGAAACUACCUAUGUAACUUUUUUUUAGAAUUUUUUCCCUUGUUUGAAGCGCUAGAUAGUUGCAACUAGAGCUGCAAUCUUAGGGCGAUAUAAUUUUAGA